Messenger RNA from Brassica rapa (field mustard), 4614 nucleotides. Its product is annotated as putative white-brown complex homolog protein 30. NCBI's taxonomy places the organism in Eukaryota, Viridiplantae, Streptophyta, Magnoliopsida, Brassicales, Brassicaceae. Gene Ontology annotation, cellular component: membrane. Gene Ontology annotation, biological process: transmembrane transport. The record is from RefSeq and is a predicted model, not a curated record. Gene Ontology annotation, molecular function: ATP hydrolysis activity; ABC-type transporter activity; ATP binding.
CUCAUUUUUCGCCUUUCCAACAUUGAUCUCUAGUCGUUACCAUUUCAAGUUUUCUUAUUUUGUAUUGCAAAAAGCUCGUUAGUUUUUAUUUAAAUCCUUCCUCUCCCAAAAAAACUUGUUUUUCUCUAUCUAUUGUCUUUUUAUAAGACGACUGAACUUUUGUUCUCAAGACAUGAUAGAGAGAAACAUAUUACGUUUCAACAAAUAUUUCUAUUGGUAGCUUCCAAUGUAUCCAUUCUACUGUUUGUUCAAACAAUUCAAAUAUUUUGGCUCGAACAGUUCUGACUUUUUUUCCAAAACUUUGAUUGAAAACGAUGAGACGCUUUCGGAUUGAUGUUGGUUGGUUCCAACACAUCUUGUUCUUCUUCGUUUGUGGCUUGGGGUUUAUAUCGCUUGCAUCAUGUUUAGAUGGAGAUGAUUACAGCAAAACAGGGAAUCCAAAAGUUCUUGUUCCCGUUACAAACCUGAUAUAUAACCGACUUCAGAGUCUAAAGAAUGUCUUAAAGGCUGACAUUGAUCGGGAUUUAGGAUAUUGCAUCAAAAAUUUGAAGGACGAUUGGGAUGAAGCAUUUGAUUUUGAUAAAAAUCUAGACUUCUUAAGCAAUUGUAUCAAGAAAACCGAUGGUGACAUCACACUUAGACUAUGUUCAGCUGCUGAGAUAAAAUUCUAUUUCAGUAGUUUUGUUAGAAGGGAUGAAGUAACAACGGUUCAUGUAAAACCUAAUGUCAACUGCAAUUUGGCUAAAUGGGUUUCUGGAUGCGAACCGGGAUGGAGUUGUAAUGCAGAUGAUGAUAAAAAGUUUGAUAUAAAAAAUGGAAAAGUUCUUCCAUCUAGAACUCGUAAAUGCCAACCUUGUUGUGAGGGCUUCUUUUGUCCACAAGGUCUUGCUUGCAUGAUACCGUGUCCACUAGGUGCAUAUUGCCCACUUGCCAAGCUUAAUAAAGCAACAGGAGUUUGCGAGCCAUAUAAUUACCAAAUUCCUCCUGGAAAGUUAAACCACACAUGUGGUUCUGCAGAUAGUUGGGCUGAUGCUGAGAGUAGUGGUGAUAUGUUUUGUUCUCCAGGUUCAUAUUGCCCAACGACGAUUAGAAAGGUCACUUGUGGUAGUGGACAUUACUGCAGACAAGGUUCUACUUCACAAAAACCAUGCUUCAAGCUCGCAACUUGUAAUCCAAAUACUGCAAACCAAAAUAUUCAUGCAUAUGGAGCCAUCUUAAUCGCGUCACUAAGUCUUCUUAUGAUCAUGAUUUACAACUGCUCCGAUCAAGUUCUUGCCACUCGAGAAAAGAGACAAGCCAAAUCUAGAGAAGCAGCAGCGAGGCACGCAAAAGAAACAACACAAGCUCGAGAAAGGUGGAAAAGUGCAAGAGAUGCUGCCAAAAACCCUAAGAUGGGAUUAACUGCACAACUAUCUCAAACAUUUUCUCGCAUGACAUCUAAGAAAGAUACACCUGAUAAAGCAUCUGGAAAGUCCAAGGACAAGAAAAAAGGACCGAGUAACUUGACCAAGAUGAUGAAAUCAAUGGAAGACAACUCGAGUAACCAUGAAGGGUUUAAUGUUGGAACUGGAGGUAGUAAGCCUGGGAAGAAGCCUCAAGCUCCAAAGGGUAAACAGCUUCAUACUCAGAGUCAGAUCUUUAAGUACGCGUAUGGUCAAAUAGAGAAGGAGAAAGCUAUGGAGCAAAACAACCAGAACUUGACAUUCUCAGGAGUUAUCUCCAUGGCCCAAGACACUGAGAUUAGGUCUAGGCCUGUGAUAGAGGUUGCGUUUAAGGAUUUAACUCUUACUUUGAAGGGUAAACAUAAGCAGAUAUUGAGAUCUGUUACCGGAAAGAUCAUGCCUGGCCGUGUUUCCGCAGUAAUGGGUCCAUCAGGAGCUGGAAAAACUACAUUUCUUUCUGCCUUGGCAGGAAAGUCAACCGGAUGUACUAGGGCUGGUCUAAUCCUCAUAAAUGGUAAAAAUGAAUCUAUAAACUCAUACAAGAAGAUUACUGGAUUUGUACCACAAGAUGAUGUUGUCCAUGGAAAUCUUACCGUCGAGGAGAACCUUCGUUUUAGUGCAAGAUGCAGGCUGAGUGCUUAUAUGCCAAAAGCAGAAAAGGUGUUGAUCAUUGAAAGAGUGAUUGAAAGCUUAGGACUACAACAUGUAAGAGACUCAUUGGUUGGCACGGUAGAAAAAAGAGGAAUCUCCGGAGGACAAAGGAAACGAGUGAACGUUGGUGUUGAAAUGGUCAUGGAACCUUCUCUACUGAUAUUAGAUGAACCUACCACAGGUUUAGAUAGUGCAUCUUCUCAGUUGCUACUUAGAGCACUUCGACGUGAAGCAGUUGAAGGGGUCAACAUUUGCAUGGUCGUGCAUCAACCCAGUUAUACGAUGUACAAAAUGUUCGAUGACAUGAUAUUACUAGCAAAAGGUGGUCUUACCGCGUACCAUGGAUCUGUCAAAAAAAUCGAAGAGUAUUUUGCUGGAAUAGGUAUCACGGUUCCUGAUCGUGUUAAUCCUCCUGAUCAUUAUAUAGAUAUUCUUGAAGGCAUCGUGAAACCAAAUAGUGAUAUCACUAUAGAACAACUUCCUGUGAGAUGGAUGCUUCACAAUGGUUAUCCAGUACCACAUGAUAUGUUAAAGUUAUGUGAUGGACUCCCAUCAUCAUCUGGAUCAGCUCAAAAUGAUUCCACUGACAAUUCUUUCAGUAAUGAUCUAUGGCAAGAUGUUAAAACCAAUGUGGAGAUACAAAAAGAUCAGCUACAAGACAAUUACUCCAAUUCUCAAGACAAUUCUAAUCGAGUAACUCCUACUGUAGGUCGACAGUAUAGAUAUUUUAUGGGAAGGAUUGGGAAACAAAGACUUAGAGAAGCAAGACUACAAGCCCUAGAUUUGCUAAUAUUACUAGUUGCAGGAGCUUGUUUAGGAACUCUUGCGAAGGUGAAUGAUGAGACGAUUAAUUCACUUGGCUACACAUACACGAUUAUAGCAGUCUCUCUUUUGUGUAAGAUUUCAGCGCUGAGAUCAUUCUCUGUAGAUAAAAUACAAUAUUGGAGAGAAAGUGCCGCUGGAAUCAGCAGCUUGGCACAUUUUAUGGCCAAAGACACAAUGGAUCAUCUGAACACAAUUAUCAAACCUUUAGUGUACUUGUCCAUGUUCUACUUCUUCAACAAUCCGAGAUCUAGUUUCGAGGACAAUUAUAUUGUGCUAGUGUGUUUGGUCUACUGCGUAACGGGCAUGGCUUAUGUAUUUGCCAUAUUAUACAGUGCUAGUGCUGCCCAAUUGAUGUCGGUGUUAGUACCUGUUGUAUUGACUCUCAUCGCGAAUCAAGAUAGAGAUAGCAUUGUUCUUAAGUAUCUUGGAAGCUUCUGUUACCCUAAAUGGACUCUUGAAGCUUUUGUCCUUUCCAAUGCUCAAAGGUACUCUGGAGUGUGGGUGGUGACUAGAUGCAGCUCGUUGUCUCAAUACGGAUAUGAUCUUAGUGAUUGGCUCUUAUGUCUCAUUGUCCUCGUUCUCAUGGGUGUUAUAUGCCGAUUCAUAGCUUAUUUCUGCAUGGUUACCUUCAAGAAACUGUAACCUAUAAUAUUCCCUGUUGUUGAAGCCCCCUGUGAUUAAAAAGCGUACAUAUUGUAUAAAAUCAUGUAACAAAGUUCUAUUUUUGAUAAAUUAUAUGAAAUUAAAUCAGAUAAUAUAAGUAGUUUAUUGAAUUUAAAAAAAUAGAUUUCCAAUUAUAUUCUGUUACAAGUUACAACAGACUUCCAAUUUGUAAAGGGAUUUCAGCAAAUAAAUCAGUCAGCACAAAAAAAGGAAAAAAAUGGUUAACCUGUAAUACAUCUCUAUCGUCAGCGUAUAAAUUUUUGAACCCAUAUACAUCUCUAUAGAAUCAACCUGUAAUACAUCUCUAUCGUCAGCGUAUAAAUUUUUGAACCCAUAUAAAUCGUCCAAGCCCACUCCGAAGUCUCUUAUGACAAGAGGAAAACGGCAAGGAGUGUUAUUUUGUAAAUUAAAGCGGUACCGUAUCAGUUUAGUUUGCGAUCCCUGAACUGAAACGGCAAGAGUGUUGGUGGUAAAAGGAUAAGGGGGUCAAAUUAACGGCGUUCAAAGGAAUCCGUAUACGUUGAUGAAGACUAGCUUCCCAUAACUAAUAAGUGUUUUUUUGGUAAAGUUUAGAUUUUUGUUUGUGAUAGAUCGCAAUGUAUGUAUGGUCUUGUUGAAGCUGUAUGAUUCUGUUUGUUGAUCAUCAGAUGGUGUUGUUCAUGGUUCUUCAAGAAGCCAAAGUACUUCAAGAAGAAGAGGAGUUGAUAUUGAUAGUCCUUCAUAGUAAAGUCAAGAUCUACACCAAAUAGCUUUGAAUGUUUAAGCUAUCUUUAGAUAUCAAACAUAUCUGCUUGGAUAGUCCUUCAUUUCCUUAUGUGCUCUUUAUCCUCCAAUGAGAAUAAUCCAUCAAACAGUAGCAACACAGCCACAAUAGGCUUGUUUUUGUCUGAACAUAAAAUGAUUUCUUGCAGUGUCAAUGUCUACUUUUAGUCUACUGGUACCUUUGGCCUAUGUGUAAAGCAUUUGGCAAAUAUUAGGUUCAAGUCCUUGUGCAACAAGAGUAAGUGAAUAACAAUAGUUUUUUUUUUGUGUG